AAGUGAAACUCACACUCGCUGCUACUGAGAGGAGAAAUGGCGCAGAAAGGAGUUCAGCUGGAGCGGGAAAUGUUAUCUUGUCCCAUCUGUCUGGAUCUACUGAAGGAUCCGGUGAGCACUUCCUGUGGACACAGCUACUGCAUGAAGUGUAUUAAAGGCUUCUGGGACGGAGAGGAUGAGAAGAAGAUCCACAGCUGCCCUCAGUGCAGGCAGAGCUUCACACCGAGGCCUGUCCUGCUGAAGAACACCAUGUUAGCAGCUUUAGUGGAGGAGCUGAAGAAGACUGGACCCCCAGCUGCUCCUGCUGAUCUCUGCUAUGCUGGAGCUGGAGAUGUGGCCUGUGAUGUCUGCACUGGGAGGAAGCUGAGAGCCUGUAAGUCCUGCCUCGUGUGUCUGGCCUCUUACUGUGACAAACACCUCCAGCCUCAUUAUGACGCAGCUCCAUUACAGAAACACAAGCUGGUGGAGCCCUCCAAGAAGCUCCAGGAGAACAUCUGCUCUCGUCACGACGAGGUGAAGAAGCUGUUCUGCCGCACUGAUCAGCAGAGUAUCUGUUAUAUCUGCUCUGUGGACGAACACAAAGGCCACGACACGGUGUCAGCUGCAGCAGAGAGGACUGAGAGGCAGAGAGAGCUGGAGGGGAGUCGACUCAACAUCCAGCAGAGGAUCCAGGACGGAGAGAAGGAGGUGAAGCUGCUUCAGCAGGAGGUGGAGGCCGUCAAUGGCUCUGCUGAUAAAGCAGUGGAGGACAGUGAGAAGACGUUCACUGAGCUGAUCCGUCUCAUGGAGAAGAGAAGCUCUGAUGUGAAGCAGCAGCUCAGAUCCCAGCAGGAGAGAGAAGUGAGUCGAGUCAGAGAGCUCCAGGAGAAGCUGGAGCAGGAGAUCUCUGAGCUGAAGAGGAGAGACGCUGAGCUGAAGCUGCUGUCUCACACAGAGGAUCACAACCAGUUUCUGCUCAGCUACCCCUCACUGCCAGCCCUCAGUGAAGCUACACACUCCUCCAGCAUCAACAUCCGUCCUCUGAGCUACUUUGAGGACGUGACGGCGGCCCUGUCAGCAGUCAGAGACAAACUACAGGACGUCCUGAGAGAGGGAUGGACAAACGUCUCACCCACUGAGGUGGAGGUUUUACUGUCAGCAGCAGAGCCCACCACCAGAGCUGGGUUCUUCACAUAUUCACAGGAGAUCACUCUGGAUCCAAACACAGCACACACACAGCUGGUAUUAUCUGAGGGGAGCAGAAAAGCAACAUACAUGGAACAAGAUCAGUCUUAUUCCAGUCACCCAGACAGAUUCACUGGAUGGUAUCCUCAGGUCCUGAGUCGAGAGAGUCUGACUGGACGUUGUUACUGGGAGGUGGAGCUGAGAGGGGAAGGAGUUCGUGUAGCUGUCGCAUACAAGAAUAUCAGCAGAGCAGGGGGGGAAAGUGGAUUCGGAAACAAUGACAAAUCUUGGUCCUUAGUUUGUGACCAAAACCGUUUUACAUUUAGUCACAACAGUAUCGACACUCCCGUCUCAGGUCCUCUGUCCUCCAGAGUAGGAGUGUACCUGGAUCACAGAGCAGGUGUUCUGUCCUUCUACAGCGUCUCUGGAACCAUGACUCUCCUCCACAGAGUGCAGACCACGUUCACUCAGCCGCUGCAUGCUGGACUUUGGCUUUAUCUUUAUUAUGGUUAUUAUGGAGCCACAGCUGAGUUUUGUAAACUCAAAUAGCCUGAAGUCCUUGGAAGAACUCUUCUACUUCUUGAACUCACCGUGUGUCCAUCAGAGCUGAUUGUCCAUGUCUUCACUGCAGAGAUCAGCUGUCACUCAAACAUGAUGGGCGGGGCUUGAACGUCUUCUCAUGAGUUGUUCUGUAGAUGUUGGACUUUCUCCCGGCUCCUUCCUGUGUCUGUGUAGCAUGGAGGCUGUCACUGCUCAGGAGGAUCCUUGCUCACCUGGAAACUUUGCUCUAAAGAUUUGCUGGAGUUUCUUUUGAUUCAUGUUGUUGUUUCUCUUGAAGUGCACGAGUCUUCAGAGACUUUUAGAAUCACAUGUAUUACUUUGACAGAUUCCAUGUUAUUGCUGCCCAAAUGAACCAACACAUUCAACCCAGAUGGUUAGAACAAUUAUUUCAUCAUAACAUGUUUAUUCAAAAUGAUAUUACUUCCUGUCUUGAUCAUAAUCAAUAAGUCCAUCAUGUGUUAUUCUCCUGUCAAUAGCUCAGAGUCUUUGCUUGGGAAAUCAAUGGUAUAAUAUUAAAGGCUAAUUGUUGUUGUUGUUGUCCAAAUAGAAAUGGGGUACUCUGUUUUAUAGAACAUACAUUAUCAUGAUCAUAAUCAAUAAGUACAUCAUGUAUCCUUCUGUUUGAAACAGCUGAGAUGAAACACAUGGAGUGGAUGAAGGGAAAGUGAUCAUGAAGCCAUUGAUCAAUAGUCAUGGAACAGACUUUACUGACGGGAUGUGGGAUCAAAUGAAAUGUUUGGGUGAUGAAUAAAGUACAAACUGAAACAG
Gymnodraco acuticeps is the source of this 2493-nucleotide messenger RNA. Its product is annotated as tripartite motif-containing protein 16-like. The transcript has a single exon. NCBI's taxonomy places the organism in Eukaryota, Metazoa, Chordata, Actinopteri, Perciformes, Bathydraconidae. The record is from RefSeq and is a predicted model, not a curated record. Gene Ontology annotation, molecular function: zinc ion binding; protein binding. The coding region runs from base 37 to 1713 and encodes 558 amino acids.